CCGCCGCGAUCGUGUCUGUUCCCCGGAAGAAAAGGGCCGCGCAAGGUGGGGACGGAGGAGGUGGCUCGCUCGGCCCCCGCCCCCGCCGGCUGGAGCCCGGGGACGCGCUCAGCGCCCAGCGCAGGGGCGACCGGAGGCUGCUGCUGCGGACCUCGCCCCGGGGGGGACCGGCCGGGAACGAGCCCGCCAUGGCUCCGGGGGACCUGCAGCUUUGCCGCCGCAGCAGGGCUGGCCCCGGGCCCCGCCAGCAGCCGCCGCCCUGGGGGCGCCGGCUGGUGCGGCUCUGCCUGGUCUGGGGGGCUCUCUGCAGCCCGGGCGGCUCCGCCUUCAACCUGGACACCAAAUUCUUGGUCCUGAAGCGGGGGGCGACCGAAGGCAGCUUCUUUGGCUUCUCGGUGGCGCUGCACCACCAGACGGACGGGCUGGACAGAUACCUGCUGCUGGCUGGAGCGCCCCAGGACGUGGCAGCUGGGACGGAGAACGCCACACGGACGGGGGCCAUGUAUUCCUGCCCCCUGAGUGUCUCCACGAACGACUGCAAGCGAGUGGACAUCGAGGAGAAGAGUGAACCACGGAAGAACAUCAUUGAGGACAUGUGGCUGGGGGUGACCAUCGCUAGCCAGAGACAGCCCUCGGGGAGAGUGCUGGCCUGCGCUCACCGAUACACUAGGGUCCUGCUGUCUGGCAACGAAGACCAGCAGCGCAUGGUGGGGAAGUGCUACGUCCGCGGCAAUGACCUGCAGCUGGAGCUGGCUGACGACUGGCAGACCUACCACAAUGAGAUGUGCAACUCCAACACCGAAGAGACUGGCAUGUGCCAGAUGGGCACCAGCGGCGGCUUCACCGCCAACACGGUCUACUUCGGGGCCCCGGGCGCCUACAACUGGCAAGGGACGAACUACGUUCUGCAGCGAGAUAGCUGGGACCUGGUCGACUUCUCCUACCCCAACCAUGACAACGGCAACAUCUACAUAGGCUACACGGUCCAAGCCGCCAGCGCCGUCCUGCACCAGAGCCAGGUGACCCUUGUCACUGGAGCUCCCCGCCACCAGCACGCGGGCGCCGUGUACCUGCUGACGGACACCCGCAACACCCUGGAGAAGAGCCUGGUGCUGCCUGGGGAGCAGGUGGGCUCCUACUUCGGGAGCGCCAUCGCCCUGGCGGACCUCGAUAAUGAUGGGUGGCAGGACCUGGUGAUUGGGGCCCCGUACUACUUUGAGAGGAAGCAAGAGGUGGGUGGCGCCGUCUACGUGUACAUGAAUGAGGCCGGCCGCUUCCAGAACUGGUCCAGCCUGGUUCUGAAGGGACCCAGCAACUCAGCCUUCGGCUUUGCUGUGGCCAGCAUCGGGGACGUCAACCAGGACGGCUUCCAGGAUAUCGCCAUUGGGGCUCCCUUCGAGGGCCCUGGCAAGGUUUACAUCUACCACAGCAGCUCAGGGGGGCUGGUGGCCGAGCCCCGGCAGGUGAUCAGCGGGGCAGAGCUGGGCCCGUCCGGCAUCCAGACCUUCGGGUACUCCCUGAGUGGGGGGCUGGACGUAGACGGAAAUUCCUACCCGGAUCUGCUAGUGGGGAGCUUGUCAGAGCAGAUAGCUCUGCUCAGAGCUCGACCUGUGAUCAACAUCUUGAACAAAACCUUCACGGUGAGCCCCAGCCUGGUGGACCCGGCCAAGUGCACCCCACACUCCUGCAUCCAGGUGCAGAUCUGCUUCUCCUACAACCAGAGUGCUGGGGACCCCACGUACAAGGAGCAAAUCAGCCUGCUGUACACCCUGGAGGCUGACAAAGACCGGCGCCCGGCCCGGGUGAGGUUUGCCGGGACGCACUCCGCUGUUUACAAGGGCGUCUUCACCAUGCCAGCCGCCAAGUGCCAUGACCUGCAGCUCCUCCUGCUGGAGAACAUCCGGGACAAGCUGCAUCCCAUAGUUCUGCACAUGAGCUACUCCCUGGAGGAGAAACCCAGGCACUUCCAGCUGGGGCCCCGCUCUCUCAGCGCCUUCCCCGUCCUGAAUGAGGAUCAGCCCCGGAAGAACGACACCGAGAUUAACUUCCAGAAAGAAUGCGGCCUGGACAACAAGUGCAACAGCAACCUGCAGCUGCAAUGCGCCUUCGUCAACGAGCAGAACCAGCCGCUGCCCCGGCUGAAUGGGACCCAGGUGCUGCAGUACAGCCGGGACGUCCGGAAGUUGCACCUGAGCAUCAACGUCACCAACGCCCCCUCGACGGGCACCAAUGGCGAGGACGCCCACGAGGCCCAGCUCAACAUCACCGUGCCCCCCGCCCUGCUGCCCUCCUCCGUCCGGCCCAACGGCGCCUGCACCUUUGAGGAGACGGUGCUGUGUGACCUGGGAAACCCCUUCAAGAAGAACCAGAGGGCAGAGCUGAUCAUCACCUUCGAAGCCAUCGGCAUCACCCUGGACACCCGCGAGGUCAUGGCUCAGCUCCAGCUCUCCACGCUGAGUUACCAGGAGGAUCUGCAGCCAGUGUGGGCCGAGCUGCAGGUGGACUACACCGUCCAGGCGUCUCUCACCCUGCUGUCCCCACCCCUCCAGACAUCCUUCAGCGGGAAGGUGAUGGGGGAGUCCGCCAUGAAGAGCGAGCUGGAUGUGGGGAGCCCGGUCAGCUUCAAUUUCCAGGUGAGCACCAAGGGGGAGUCUCUGGGCUCGCUGGGCACCAUCGUCCUGGGCUUCGAGUGGCCCUACGAAAUCCACAACGGCAAGUGGCUGCUCUACCCCACGGAGAUCCUCGUGAGCGGCAACGGGGACCAGCACUGCCAGCCACCAGGGGGCGUCAUCAAUCCCCUCAACCUCAGCCUCCUCUCCAGCUCUGCCCGGCAGAAGCGCGACCUGGAGACGGCGCUGCAGGCCGAGCCCCCCGUCAUCCUCGCCACCUCCAAGAAAGCCAAGUCGGAAACAUUGCUGAGCUGCUCUAAGGGAUCGUCUCGCUGCAUCUGGUUCCAGUGCCCCAUCUGGGACUCCAGGCACACGACGACUGUCAGCGUCCGAGCGCGGGUGUGGAACAGUACCUUCAUUGAGGAGUUCAGUGACUUUGACCGUGUCAAGGUGGAUGGGCUGGCGACGCUGUUCCUCAAGACAAACGUUCCCACCAUCAACAUGAAGAACCACACGGUGCGGUUCUAUGUGGACAUCGACUCGGAGCUGGUCGAGGAGCAGCCGGUGGAGAUCGAGCUGUGGCUGGUGCUGGUGGCGGUAGGGGCAGGGCUGCUGUUGCUGGGGCUGAUCAUCCUGCUGCUGUGGAAGUGUGACUUCUUCAAGCGGACCCGCUAUUACCGGAUCAUGCCCAAGUACCACGCGGUGCGGAUCCGCCAGGGGGAGCGCUACCGGCCUGCUGACGGCUUCCUGCCCCGGAAGCACAAGAAACACUGGGUAACAAAUUGGCAGGAGUCGGAGAAGUACUACUGACCCUUCCCUCCCCCUCCUGCCACCCUGUCUGCUCGGCUUGCCCCGUGACCACGUCGCUGCUAUGUGUAACUAGCCCAGGGACCAGCCCCCUGUCAGCGAAGGACAUGUUAUUUAUCCUAAGUUAUACCGCAUAGAACGGCAACCCCAAAGCUUUCUCGAGGGGCCUGGGAGCAGCCGUGCAACACGAGACCCGGCAGUGGGAACACGAGGGGCUUUUGUUUUGCACAAAUGGAUUAUUUCACACAUAUAGACACACUCUUCUGCCUGGGCAUAAUUGCUGUGUGUUCGGUCUGGGCCCCAGCCCUCACCCUGCCCCCAGCUCUCUCGCUCUCUGUCACGCUCGCGUGUACUGCAAAGUGCCUCCUUACGCACAGACAGCGUGUGGUCUCGCACAGCCCCUCGGCAUCUUGGCCGUGCACUUGUGCACAGAUGGUUGGGUCUUACCCGAAGCUCUUGGGUGCACAGAGCAUUGCUUUGCCUGCCCUUUACACACACGCACACGCACACACACACACACACACACACACACACACACACACGGAGAUGAGCUCUCAUGCAAUCAAGUCCCCGCACACACUUGGAAGCUUACAGCAUUUUGGUGUGGGUUGUGACGAGAUCCCAAGACGCCCACGAACCACAUGACACCCCCACCACUGUCCCAUGCUUGCCCACAGAUGACUAGUGCACAGAGCAUGCUCCUCCUCCGGGAUCCGGCUGCACGCACGGCCCCUCGUGCACAGACUCGCUUGCACCGAUUCGCUCGGGUGGCGGUGAAUGCAGCACACGGACACUCGCCCUGACCCGUGCGGUCUUUGAUGCACGUUCAUGGUCGCUGCUUCUCCCCGGGACCUGCCAACGCCCCCGCUCAGCCGCCGGCAAUGGCCCUGGCAUUCUGCACCCAGACAGAAGAGGGGAAGCGGCUCCCCUACUCGGAACCCCCUGCUCCUGUAGGGGGAUGAGCCAAGGCAACACCCUUCAGCCUCAUCACGGCCCCCUCCAUGCGCCACACUGGAUGUUUUGCCACUGAAGUUUCUUAUGUGAGAGCUACUGGUACCUUUCCCGGCUUGUCCCCUGGGCGUCCUUUGUUUGGGGGGAAGAGCAGCCGUUCGCCGAUUGUUACUGGGGUACAACCCAGGGAGAGCCGUGCUUUUGGUCUGGGAAGGGUGGAUGUUGGGGUGGGGGGGGGAGGCAAGGCCAGGCUUUGUCAUCCCCGCGGGAUGGUCCCUCCCCAUCGACUUGCAAGCAGCAGGUCUCGGCUCCCCUCCAAGGAUGGGACAGGUAAGGGCUCUUUUCAGCCGAGGCUUGGCUGUGUAACCAGCCGGAUGCAGGGGUCAAACACUACCUGAUCUUUAUUGACUCCUCUGAAGGAACAGACUGUGGGCCCUAUGCGCCCCAACUCUGCCCACCCCCCACCCCCCUGCAAGGCUGCAGGCUGGGAUCUCGCUUUGAGCCUUAAACUGCAGGGGCUGAUUUGAGGCUACUGCAGCCUUGAUCCCUGUGUGGCGUUAUGCCCCCCCCCCCCACCCGUUAGCCCUGUUGGAGCCGAUGCAACUAGAGAAAAGUCUGCUCUGCGUCCUGCUGAAUCUGCCCUUGUCUAGGGAGGUGCUGCUAAGUCGGGGGAACCUCAGGGCUCUUUGUAGCUGCAGCACCAGCUUCCUCCCAUUCAUGGUCCCCACUUUCUGGUAGCUGGAUCUGCUUAAGCCUAGAGCCAGUGGUCCCCUCUCCAGCUACUCCUAGGGAGUAGCACAGGACUUGACCCCAGGGGUCCUGCAACAGGAAAGGCCUGGCAGGGGAUGUUUUCACAGGGUUACCGCUGAUCCUGCCCCAGUCAGCACUCUGCCCCCACGUGGCCCCCUCAGCUGCUGCAGGCAUCACCGGGCCUCCCUUUCCCAUCCCAACCGUGCAGCUGAGUUUUCAUGCUCCGUCGGCUGGAAGGAUCCAUGGGCAUGAAACGUUCUGUUCCCAGCACUCCCUAGCCGCUGGGCACGUUCCGCUUGUGCGCUCUUGCUAGGGGGCGUUCUUGCAGGCAUCACACAAUGCUUUAAUUAGGAGGUGUCACCCUGGUUUACAAUAAAGGAACCUGCAAGAAUGAGAGUUUCCUACGCUGACCACUCUCUGACACUCCCUCUGUGCCCUCGGCUGGGGAUAUUAAAUUAUUAAGCGUGUAUUUGGGGUUUUUUUGCUGUUGAUCACUGGAGUUCGUUUCUUUUAUGGUACUGGAGGGCUGGAGUCACUGCGCCUUGAUGUGAAUAUGCUUGAGCGGUUAUGAUGGUGUCAAAUAAAAAUUGCUCCUUGAUUUGUAA
This is a messenger RNA of Caretta caretta (loggerhead turtle), 5722 nucleotides long. It is a transcript of the gene ITGA3, whose product is annotated as integrin subunit alpha 3. Gene Ontology annotation, molecular function: integrin binding. The record is from RefSeq and is a predicted model, not a curated record. Gene Ontology annotation, cellular component: integrin complex; external side of plasma membrane. Lineage: Eukaryota; Metazoa; Chordata; Testudines; Cheloniidae. Gene Ontology annotation, biological process: cell adhesion mediated by integrin; cell-cell adhesion; integrin-mediated signaling pathway.